AUGCAGUACGUCCGAAGCAUCAGCGGAUCAGUCUCAAAGACAUGGAACUCUAUAAACCCUGCGACGCUCAGCGGUGCGAUUGAUGUUAUCGUGGUAGAGCAAGAAGAUGGUACCCUGGCGUGCUCUCCCUUCCAUGUUCGCUUCGGGAAGUUCUCCCUAUUACGACCUUAUGAGAAGAAGGUUGAAUUUCGAGUCAACGAUGCGAAACAAGACUAUGCCAUGAAGCUUGGGGAAGGAGGAGAAGCCUUCUUUGUGUUUGAGACAAGUGAUAAUAUUCCAGAGGCGAUGCAAACGUCUCCCUUGGUAUCCCCAGCUUCGAGCCCGCCUCUGCAGCCAGAAGGGCAAAAUGUACCGAACUUGUCCGAGCCAGAUUUCUUAGAUUUAGAGAACGUGAAUGGGAAAGCCAGAUCAGCUAGUGUAACUAGACCCGGUGUUGGUGUGCUGUCUUCGUCAGCCCCACGACGAACUACUGGAUUGAGUGCUCUCACGCCAUUAACAGGCUCUCCAGAAUUUUCUAACGACCGGCCUAUAUCAGGCGACUGGUCUGGAAUCCAGGUCGGACAGCGUAGCAAUACGGAUGAUGCCGUUCCAAAAUACAAUGCCGAUGGGUCAGAAAGGGAACGACAAACCCGUUCCUUGACACCAACGCUACAGACAAACGAUGGACCGUCAGACUCUCAUACCGAAAGAUCGCAGAGCCCGCCUCCACUUCCGACCAAAGAAGCUAUCGAACGUGCAUUGGCUCUAUCCAGUCGACUCUCCGCAUCAAACAUUCCUACACAAGUCACAGAUACGGGAGAUUUGAUGCUUGACAUGACUGGCUACAAGAGUAGCGAUGAUGAUGCUUUUAGGGCGGAGGUCAUCGCACGUAAGAUUCUUUCCGAGGAGUUGGAAGGUAACUAUGACAUUGGAGCUUUAAUUGGUGCUGAUGAGCACGGAAAUCUUUGGAUAUACAGCAGUGAGGAGGCAAAAGAAGCAGCAAGUCAGAGAGCAGCCUUAGCAGGCAUUCCUAACUCUACCGUGCUCAACGAUGCAGCCUCUGACCCUGGGUAUCACAGCGACGCAGAUACAGAGGCACCAAAGACACCUGUGAUCUCAACUCACAGACGAGCUGAUUCUGAUCUUGGAGCUAUGGGCCAUACCCCCCCACAAACGCCCCCAGAAGGUGCUGGCGACCCUAAUCGGAAUUACGCAAAAACCCUGCGUUUGACGAGCGACCAAUUGAAGUCAUUGGGACUUAAACCUGGGCCCAACCCAAUGAGCUUCACUGUCAACCGAGCCACCUGUCAAGCAUACAUGUACCUUUGGAGGUACGAUGUACCAAUUGUUAUUUCAGAUAUCGAUGGAACAAUUACCAAAUCGGACGCCCUUGGGCACGUUCUCAAUAUGAUCGGAAGGGACUGGACACACAUUGGCGUUGCCAAGCUUUACACAGAGAUUGUGAACAAUGGAUACAACAUCAUGUAUCUGACAUCAAGGAAUGUUGGUCAGGCCGAUUUAACUCGAGCCUACCUGGCAGGUGUAGUCCAGGAAAAUUAUCGAUUACCACGCGGACCAACGAUUUGCAGUCCCGAUCGGACAAUUGCUGCUCUCCGACGAGAGCUGUACAUUCGAAAGCCAGAAGUUUUCAAAAUGGCUUGUUUGCGAGACAUAAAGAAUCUUUUUGGGCCGGGACGGACACCGUUCUGUGCUGGCUUUGGCAACCGGCUGACCGAUGCGCUGUCUUAUCGUUCGGUCAGCAUUCCGAGCAAUCGUAUCUUCACCAUCAACAGCAAUGCAGAGGUCUCCCUGGAUCUGUUGAAACUCAACAAGCUCCGUUAUACCUACGUGAACAUGCGUGAAGUUGUGGAUCAUUAUUUUCCACCUGUGAACACCUUGGGCCAAAGUGGUGGAGAAGAAUAUACCGAUUUCACGUAUUGGCGUGACCCAGUCUUGGAGCUGGACGAUUUCAGUGCCUCGGAAAGUGGCGAUAGAAGCGAUGAAGAGGAGGAGGAGGACGACAAUGGAAGCGAUGACGAUGACGAUGUUAAUGAGAUGGGGGAAAGUUACCUAUCUCGUGAUUCAAUUGAUGAAGGAGACGAUUACCAUGGACUCGAGGAGAGCAUGAUGUCCGGUUCAGUGGAUGAGGACGACGUCGACAAUCUCGCUAGCAGCAUUUUGUCGGGCGAAGAAGAAGAGGAUGGUAAGGGCGACCACGAGGAAGCUAUCCAACCCGAAGAAGCUGCACAGCUCCUUAAGAGUGGAGAUCACGGCCAUCUGCGCCACGGCUCUCACUCGAUGGCUGAUCAAGACGCGGAGAUCAUCACUGGGAUGAAGGGGUUGAGUGUGGAAAAAACAGACUCCGAUGAUGGAGAGGCUCAGUAA
Messenger RNA from Glarea lozoyensis ATCC 20868, 2364 nucleotides. RefSeq names its product HAD-like protein. The record is from RefSeq and is a predicted model, not a curated record. Gene Ontology annotation, molecular function: phosphatidate phosphatase activity. The coding region runs from base 1 to 2364 and encodes 787 amino acids. NCBI's taxonomy places the organism in Eukaryota, Fungi, Ascomycota, Leotiomycetes, Helotiales, Helotiaceae. Gene Ontology annotation, biological process: triglyceride biosynthetic process; fatty acid catabolic process. The transcript is spliced from 2 exons. Gene Ontology annotation, cellular component: nucleus.